AUGGCUGAAAAAACACCCCAAACUGAUGAGAACAAUGGUGAAACCAUGUUCAAACCAAUUAAUACACUACGUCGUGAACCGACGAGGUCGGAGAUGCAAGAUCUUGAAAUCAUCGCUUCAGCAGGCGCAUCUUUCCGACCCGGCGACAUUCCCCCUCCGCCAGACGGCGGCAUCGAGGCAUGGACACAAGUAGCAAUGGGCUGGAUCGUCAUCUUCGCAACAUGGGGCUACGUCAACUCCUUUGGAAGUUUUCAAGCGCACUACACCUCCACCCUCCCCCAGUCGCCCUUCCAAAUCUCCUGGAUCGGCUCGAUUCAAGUAUGGUUUACCUUCUUUGGUAGUGCAUUCUCUGGAAGAUUGCUAGACGCUGGAUUUUGGAUCCCUACGUUUCUCGUGGGCGCGGGAUUGCAGCUCAUUGGGAUUUUCAUGAUGAGCUUGUCGACUUCGUACUGGCAUCUUAUGAUUACGCAGGGUGUUGUCACUGGUAUCGGUGGGGGUAUUAUCUUUGCGCCGUCGUUGGCGUUGGUGGCGACGUAUUUUGAGAAGAGGAGAGGUAUUGCUAUUGGACUUGUUACGACGGGUAAUUCUCUCGGUGGUACUGUCUAUCCUCUUGUUGUUCGGGCGCUUCUCCCUAGUAUCGGUAUGCCGUGGACGUCGAGAGUGUUGGGGUUCAUUAAUUUUGCUGGAUUUAUACUCGUCGCUAUUUUCAUGAGGCCAAGGCUUCCCCCGCGACAGACUGGCCCUAUUAUCGACUGGAGUGCUUUCAAGGAUACUCUUUACGUAUCUUAUGUGGGCGGAUUGUUCUUCUUUGUGUGGUCUGUGUAUUACACUUUCUACUAUCUUGCUUCGUUUGGCCAAAAAGAAAUUGGAAUGUCUUUCGCCGAUUCAUCACUCAUAACCACCAUAAUCAACGCCGUCGGUCUCCCAACCCGAGUCCUAAUCCCCGUCCUCGCAGAUAGAAUCGGCCCACUCAAUACAAUCGCCCCAGCAGCUCUUUGCGUCGCCAUAGUUGCAUACACAUGGGUCGCAGUCCACGACGUUGCCGGUGUUUACAUCUUCUCCAUCUUCUACGGCAUUGCAUCCGGCGCUUUCCAAAGUCUUAUGCCCACUGGAGUCGCUAGUAUCACAAAGAGACUUGAUACAAUUGGGACGAGAAUGGGAUCGGAGUAUUACUGGGGCUCAUAUCUGGGCUGCGCUUUCCAGCACCCUCUGCGCGGUACUGUUAGUUCUUGCGAGGGUUUUGAAGGUUGGUUGGAAGGUAAAGACUAG
Molecule: messenger RNA, 1269 nt
Organism: Fusarium tjaetaba
Lineage: Eukaryota; Fungi; Ascomycota; Sordariomycetes; Hypocreales; Nectriaceae
Product: monocarboxylate transporter 4
Exons: 4
Coding region: 1-1269 (422 amino acids)
Biological process (GO): transmembrane transport
Cellular component (GO): fungal-type vacuole membrane
Molecular function (GO): transmembrane transporter activity
Source: RefSeq, a predicted model, not a curated record